CAACAGCAGCAUGAAGAAAUUUCGGCCAAAAAACUCCGGCUAACCAAGCCCAGCAAAUCCGCCGCCCUUCAUGUAGAUCUUUGUAAGGCCACAUCGCCCGCUGAUGCGUUGCAGUAUCUUCUUCAGUUCGCUCGAAAACCUGUAGAAGCUGAAAGCGUGGAGGGCGUCGUGCGAAUCUUGCUGGAACAUUAUUACAAGGAAAAUGAUCCCUCUGUCAGACUGAAAAUUGCUUCCUUGCUGGGCCUACUAUCCAGAACUCCUGGUUUUUCUCCCGACUGCAUUCUGGACGAUGUCGUUAAUACCCUCCAAACUGAAAAGUCUCACCAAGUUCUGGCUCAGCUUUUGGAUACUUUGCUGGUGAUUGGGAAUGAGCUUCAGGAAAACCCUGCCGUCCGAGGGCGUCUUGUAGACGUGGCAUGCAAGCAUCUGACAGAUUCCUCCCACGGUGUAAGGAACAAAUGCCUGCUCCUGAUUGGCUGUCUGGGGACAGUGGAGAAAGCUGCCUCGAAGGAAGGGGAACGCCAGUCUCCCAAAGACGUGCAGAAGAUCAUAGGGGAUCACUUCAACGACCAGGAUCCACGCGUUAGGACUGCAGCUAUCAAGGCUAUGUUGCAGCUUCACGAGAGGGGAUUAAAGUUGCAGCAAGCCAUUUAUAACCAGGCUUGCAAACUCUUAAUGGAUGAUUACGAACAGGUCCGCAGUGUAGCGGUGCAGCUCACCUGGGUCCUGAGCCAGCUUUACGCAGAAAGCAUUGUCCCCAUCCCAUCUUCCAAUGAAGAAAUCCGGCUGGUUGACGAUGCAUUUGGGAAGAUCUGCCACAUGGUCAGCGAUGGCUCCUGGGUGGUGAGAGUCCAGGCGGCUAAGCUAUUGGGGUCUAUGCAGCAAGUCAGCUCUCAUUUUUUAGAACAGACCUUGGACAAGAAACUGAUGUCAGAUUUGAGGCGAAAGCGCACGGCUCACGAACGGGCGAAAGAGCUGUACAGCUCCGGGGAAUUCUCAAGCGGCCGGAAAUGGGGGGACGAUGCCCCCAAAGAAGAAAUAGACACGGGAGCCGUGAACCUCAUCGAAUCGGGGGCCUGCGGUGCUUUUGUUCACGGCCUGGAAGACGAGAUGUACGAGGUCCGGAUUGCCGCCGUGGAAGCCCUUUGCAUGCUGGCCCAGUCUUCGCCCUCUUUUGCCGAGAAGUGCCUCGAUUUUCUGGUCGACAUGUUUAACGACGAAAUUGAGGAAGUGAGGCUGCGGUCGAUUCACACCAUGAGGAAGAUUUCAAACAACAUCACCCUGCGAGAGGAUCAGCUGGACACAGUGCUGGGGGUCUUGGAG
Molecule: messenger RNA, 1323 nt
Organism: Protobothrops mucrosquamatus (brown spotted pit viper)
Lineage: Eukaryota; Metazoa; Chordata; Lepidosauria; Squamata; Viperidae
Product: integrator complex subunit 4-like
Exons: 10
Biological process (GO): snRNA processing
Cellular component (GO): integrator complex
Molecular function (GO): protein binding
Source: RefSeq, a predicted model, not a curated record